CGCCCCGCUCCGCGCCCGCAACUUCCCGCAACAAAGUUGGUUAGCGGCGAGCCGGCCCGGCGGCGAUGUGGGGCUCGGCGGGGGCCCCGAGUUAGUGUGGACCGCGCCGCCGGUGCGCGGGUUGGGGUAACCCGGUUCCGCCCCCCCCCCUCCCAUCCCUUCUCCUCCACCCCCGGUGAGAAACCCUCGCGGCCGCCCGCGGGGAUGCGGACGCGGCGCUGAGCGUUUCGCCAUGGAGGGGCCGAGCGGGUCCAGCUUCGGGAUAGACACGAUCCUGUCGGGUGGCAGCACCGGCAGCCCCGGAGUCAUGAACGGAGAUUUUCGCCCCCACGGCGACGGCCGGCCGGCGGAUUUUAGGAGCCAGGCCACGCCGUCCCCUUGCUCGGAAAUCGACACGGUGGGGACGGCGCCCUCAUCGCCCAUCUCGGUGAGCAUGGAGCACCCCGAGCCGCACCUGGGGGUGGCGGAAAGCCUCCCGCCGCCGCCGCACCACCUCCACCUCGGCCCGCACCCGCCGCCGCCGCCGAGUUUGCAGCCGUCGCCCCCGCAGCCACCGCCGCCACAGCUGGGCUCGGCCAGCUCCGGCCCCAGGACUUCCACCUCUUCUUUUUUAAUUAAGGACAUUUUGGGCGACAGCAAACCGCUAGCGGCGUGUGCACCUUACAGUACCAGCGUCCCCUCUCCCCACCACACUCCCAAGCAGGAGGGCAGCGCGGCCCCGGAGAGCUUCAGGCCCAAACUCGAGCAGGAGGACGGUAAAGCCAAGCUCGACAAGCGCGACGACACGCAGGGGGACAUCAAAUGCCACGGGACAAAGGAGGAGGGCGAUCGGGAGAUCAGCAGCAGCCGGGACAGCCCGCCAGUGCGGGCCAAGAAGCCUCGGAAGGCACGAACAGCCUUCUCCGACCAUCAGCUCAACCAGCUGGAGCGCAGCUUCGAGCGGCAGAAGUACUUGAGCGUGCAGGACCGCAUGGACUUGGCCGCCGCCCUCAACCUCACCGAUACGCAGGUCAAAACCUGGUACCAGAACCGGAGGACGAAGUGGAAGCGACAGACGGCGGUGGGCCUGGAGCUGCUGGCCGAGGCCGGGAACUACUCGGCGCUGCAGCGGAUGUUCCCCUCGCCCUAUUUCUAUCACCCCAGCCUGCUGGGCAGCAUGGACAGUACGACGGCGGCUGCGGCGGCCGCAGCCAUGUACAGCAGCAUGUACCGGACUCCCCCCGCGCCGCACCCCCAGCUCCAGCGGCCGCUGGUGCCGCGGGUGCUGAUCCACGGGCUGGGGCCCGGCGGGCAGCCGGCCCUCAACCCCCUGGCCAACCCCAUGCCCGGCACCCCGCAUCCCCGGUGAAACGGCACCGCGGUCCCCGCGACGAUCCCUUCCCCUCCCCGUCCCCAAACGAGCCCCAGCACCGCAGAGGAGGAAGCGAGGGGAAGCCGAGGGGCAGGAGCUUCUGCAGGCAGUCACCGGCCACCGAGGGAGGCGAUCAGUCAGAGCAGGGACUCUUGAACCGUGAACCCAGAGCCAAGCCCGUAAGUGAAACGACCACACGCGGGGGAAGGCGGGCAGAGCCGCGGGGCGACCCGCCGACCUCGGCUACUGCGAGGCAGGACUUGGAGCUCGGAGAGAGAGUCACAGAGGGGGUGGAGGAGGAGGAGAGGGAGAGGGAGCCCGAGCCCGAGCCCACCGGAGAGACUAACGGCUGCGGAGGACAGAGGGAAUGAGAGCGCCUCGACCCCCGACCGGCGGAGAAGACCGGGGGAACGGAGAACUUUGCACUGAUUUUUCUCAUUACCUUUUUUUUUUCUUAUUGAAAAGUGGCAUGCUCCCUAAUGCGAACAGAAUUGUACAGACCGAGUGCUGAGUGCUAUAUCAUAUUUAUUAUAUGUCGUCCAAAAAAGGAGAAAAGAAAAAUCACUUCUAUACAUUAGUUUAAAACGAACGAAUGUGGUUCUUCCCUACCCCUCUUCAUGUCUUUUUGGAUUCAGUAAAAUAAAUGCUUAGAUGACAAAAUA
This is a messenger RNA of Hirundo rustica (Barn swallow), 2013 nucleotides long. It is a transcript of the gene BARHL2, whose product is annotated as BarH like homeobox 2. Gene Ontology annotation, cellular component: nucleus. The transcript is spliced from 3 exons. Gene Ontology annotation, molecular function: DNA-binding transcription factor activity, RNA polymerase II-specific; RNA polymerase II transcription regulatory region sequence-specific DNA binding. NCBI's taxonomy places the organism in Eukaryota, Metazoa, Chordata, Aves, Passeriformes, Hirundinidae. Bases 233 to 1348 code for a protein of 371 amino acids. The record is from RefSeq and is a predicted model, not a curated record. Gene Ontology annotation, biological process: regulation of transcription by RNA polymerase II.